This is a messenger RNA of Frieseomelitta varia, 1784 nucleotides long. It is a transcript of the gene Rab40, whose product is annotated as ras-related protein Rab-40C. Gene Ontology annotation, molecular function: GTPase activity; GTP binding. Gene Ontology annotation, biological process: protein localization to plasma membrane; intracellular signal transduction. The coding region runs from base 356 to 1240 and encodes 294 amino acids. Gene Ontology annotation, cellular component: plasma membrane; endosome; synaptic vesicle. The transcript has 4 exons. The record is from RefSeq and is a predicted model, not a curated record. NCBI's taxonomy places the organism in Eukaryota, Metazoa, Arthropoda, Insecta, Hymenoptera, Apidae.
UACAAGUUGACCACUCGACGAACAUACUUGACCUUCGAUAAACUUGACAGUAGACACCUCAACUAAGGAAUUGAACACAGGAUAGACAAUACAGUGGAAAAUGGAUUUCCUUCUCGUUUUGUUAUGAUUUCGCUUGACGGUAUAGCAAUCAUCGGCGGAAAACCAUUGUAGGGAAGCAUUGUCGGCGGGCAAAAGGACUUUCGUAUCGAGUGCAAUAUGGUUUGAUUUGUAAAAACGAUUCCUUGGAAAAAAGCUCAUCCGUCCACGGAUCUCAAAUACAAAAAACGUUAAAGGGGCGAUCAGUGUAUAGAGGUUUGGCCUGCAGUAUGCUCAGGGUUUGCAAUAUAGAGAUAUUAUGGCUGCAGGUGAGGCCAGCACAACAAAGUCUCGUCAAGAAAAACAAUACGAUUACCUCCUUAAAUUUUUGCUGGUGGGUGACAGUGAUGUUGGAAAACAAGAAAUCUUGAGUGGACUUGAAGAUGGUGCUGCCGAAUCCCCGUUUUGCAGCGGCAGUGCAUAUAAAACUACUACUAUUUUAUUGGAUGGAAAAAGAGUAAAAUUACAAUUAUGGGACACAUCAGGACAAGGUAGAUUUUGUACAAUAAUCAGAUCUUAUUCUCGUGGCGCUCAAGGUAUAUUUUUAGUUUAUGACAUUACCAACAAAUGGUCUUUUGAUGGCAUUGAUAGAUGGUUAAAGGAAGUUGAAGAGCAUGCUCCUGGAGUACCAAAAGUACUUGUAGGCAAUCGCCUUCAUUUAGCUUUCAAAAGACAAGUGGGAGAACGUGAUGCUGAAGCAUAUGCAGCUAAAAAUCAUAUGGCAUUUUUUGAAGUCUCACCUCUCUGUGAUUUUAAUAUUCGUGAAAGCUUUUCUGAACUUUCUCGAAUGGCUUUACAUCGUAAUGGUAUGGAAAGAUUAUGGCGAUCUAAUAAAGUUCUCAGUCUUCAAGAACUUGCAUGUCGUGCAAUAGUUGCAAGAACAACAGUUUAUGGCAUUGAUCAGCUUCCAUUGCCUAAAUCCAUUAAAUCUCAUUUGAAAUCUUAUGCAAUGACAACUACAUCUCAAUUACGUUAUAACGGGAAUAGAUCACUGAGCUCUAGUAAAAGUCUUGGUUCUCAUCAUCGAAAAUUGCGUUUUGUUGGUGUAGGACAUAAUGGAUUGUCAACUCCAGGUAGCUCACCUGGCAGUAUAACAGAUUCUCGUACCAGUUGUGUUGGUCGUAAUUCUUGCACAAUAUCUUGAGAGUAAUUUUAUGAUUAUAAUUGUAAAUAUAUGAUACUAAUUCUUUCUUCCUGUUUUGAUGUGAAGAGUUUUGUUAACAUGUGCCAUCAAAAAUGAUAAAAUAUUGAAAAUUUUUAUUUUUUAAUAGUGACUACGGUGAAAUACUAGCAAUAAAAUUGAAAAAAUGAUUUACUUAAUUACAAAAUAUAAAUAAUCAUACUGCUUUUAUAUUUAAUUUCAUAGUUAUCUAAUAUUACAAUUUUAUUAUGUUAUAUUUCUAUAAUUGUUUUAUAUUUGAAAUAAUAGUUCCACGAUUUUGAUUAACAAUACGAAAAUUCCAGUAUUAUUCAAAAAAUUAGUUAAAAUUUUAUCAACAAUACAAGAAUACAUUAAUAAAUAAUAUAAUUAAUAAUUCAAGCACAUUAAUAAAAAAUUAUCAAUGAAAUUUUAAUUUUUCUCCUUAAAAUUUGAUGGACAAUGUUUUUUAAAAAUCUAUAUUAAAACAGGAAAAAAUGAAGUGAAAAGUACAAGUUUACUAAGUCUACAAAGGUUGUGGUGUAGACUA